Molecule: messenger RNA, 1472 nt
Organism: Achroia grisella
Lineage: Eukaryota; Metazoa; Arthropoda; Insecta; Lepidoptera; Pyralidae
Gene: NGR-A7
Product: prolactin-releasing peptide receptor-like
Exons: 2
Coding region: 1-1329 (442 amino acids)
Biological process (GO): G protein-coupled receptor signaling pathway
Cellular component (GO): neuron projection; plasma membrane
Molecular function (GO): neuropeptide binding; neuropeptide Y receptor activity
Source: RefSeq, a predicted model, not a curated record
AUGAACGAAACAGCACUGAACUACAUUGGAUUGGGCAAUAUAUCGGAAAAAUUUAGAAAUGAGACGCCAGACAGUCUGCCACCGGCGUAUCCGACGGGCUACGAAAACAUCAUCGACAACAAAGGGCUGCAAGCCUUUUUCUGCGUCAUAUACACUAUCAUUUUCAUUUUGGGGUUAUCAGGGAAUGUCAUAGUCUGCUUCGUCGUUAUCAGAAAUAAAGCGAUGCAGACUGUCACCAAUUUGUUCAUCAGUAAUUUAGCUCUUUCCGAUAUUUUAUUAUGUAUAUUUGCCGUCCCUUUCACACCGUUAUAUUCCUUCGGGGGAUCAUGGAGCUGGGGCUCUCUCUUAUGUCACAUAAUGCCUUUCGCACAAGGGUGCAGCGUUUACAUAUCCACAUUAACACUUAUGUCUAUAGCUAUCGAUAGGUUCUUUGUGAUAAUUUACCCUUUUAGACCGAGAAUGAAAGUAGAAACUUGUAUAACCGUUAUUAUUAUGAUAUGGACUUUUUCCGUGACUGUGACGAUGCCGUACGCCAUAUUUAUGACUUAUUACGAUUUAGACAUAGGCAGAUUAUGUGAAGAGACAUGGCCGACCGAGAAAUUGAGACGGAUUUUCGGGUCGGUUACAUCUGUGAUGCAAUUCGUUUUGCCGUUCAUCGUGAUUGCAUUCUGUUACACAUGUGUCAGUUUCAAAUUGAAUGACCGAGCAAAAGCGAAGGCUGCCAGCAAAAACUCUCGCAAAGAAGAAUUAGACAAAAGCAGAAAGCGUAGAACAAACCAGAUGUUAAUAGCUAUGGUCACUAUUUUCGGGUUAUCGUGGCUACCUCUGAAUGUCAUUAACUUGUUCAAUGAUUAUUAUAUUUACGCGAUCCAUUGGAAAUACUACUUUCUAGUAUUUUUUAUAGGUCAUGUGAUAGCAAUGUCGUCAACUUGCUACAAUCCUUUCAUUUACGCGUGGAUGAACGAGAACUUUAGAAAGGAAUUUAAGCAAUUGAUCCCAUGCAUAGAUUCCUCAGCGCAGUUGAGGGGUAAUAUUCAAUUAGAGCAGUUGGGUGUUGGACAGUCUGAGAAAACAUUUAAUGGUAACACUACAACAGAUAGUUACUUAGGUUCUAGCUCACAAAGGGGUACGUCGUUUAGACAUAAAAGAAAACCUAGCGCUGCCGCCGAUGUUGAGAAAAGUGGAGUGGAGCUUAAUGAGGAUCUUCUGACAGUUGACGUGAAGCACUGUCAUAUAUCGACGAGUUAUAAUCUGAGGAGAGAAUCAGUGAAGUUAAGAUUGAUCAAUGAGGAGUCUUUCGACGGGGCACCUACACAGAGUCAAUUCUAACAGUUGAUGACACGGGUGCGGCACUGGAGACGCUCCCAACUUUGAAGAAAUUCUAGACAGAUUUAAGAGUGUCUAAUAUUUUUGGAAUGUAUUUAUUUUAUACUGACAACGUCUAUACUAUUGCACAUUGAUAUUACUAUUGA